ACGUUGUCUGUAAAACAUAAUAACCUGCGUCUAUCACGUGAUUCGAUGCAAACCGAAGCCGCAGCGAAAACUGUCGAACGGAGCCGAACAGACGUCGCAGCUGUAAACGCAUCGGACUCGGAUCUCGUUCUACUGUAUCCGCGCCCGGUGACCAGGACCAGGAUGGGGGCGGCUAUGAGUGACCCUUCUCUGUUUGACCUACUUGAUUGGGACCAGCUCAGCAAUGCAGAUGGUGAAUCGUACCUGUUGAAGGUGGAACAGUUGGUGUCACAACUAAGAGGCAAACUUUUUGUCGAUCGAUCAGGCUCUGGUGUUGACCUGAGAAUAGCAGGGAUCGAUGACACCGUGUACAGUGAGGACACUGAGGUGGUGGACAGCUGGGGGAAGUUUUACCUGCCCCAGGAGGUAAAGAUGUGUGUGUUUGCGGUGGUGGAGGGCCCGUCCUCCACCACCGCACUGGUUCUGAUGACAUGUGAGGACAGAAAGAUGUAUGGCUACGAUGGAGAGGACCUGCAUGAGGUAGCGUCAGACCUGAAGGAGCUAUGUUUUAAAGGCUUAGAGUAUCCAGCCUCCAAGAGCUACUACCACGGGGAGGCCUUCAAAGACAUGACUGACGACGAAUGGGCAGAAGUGAGGAAGGGAGCUGUGGGAAAGAGGUUGGAUAAAGAACAUCAAAAACUGGUGAAGGCAGUCAAAUCGCAAUUCUUGGAAUCCCUUAGUUAAGCUUGACAAAUGUAGGCGUGAUAUUAAAAACUGGUGACAUCCUAUAGAAAUCCAUUUAGUGACUGAUCAUAACAACCUCCUUUGGUCAUUUUAAGCCACUUCUCUUUUUCAGACUCUGCUGUUUUAGAAGUCUUAGGUUUAUCUUAAAAUGUAUUUUUUGCUUCUAACAAUAUAUUGAUAUAUACAUGUGAGGCCAAUUAUGUUUUUUUGUUUAUGAUGAAAUAUGGAAUUUAUGCAGAAAGCCUGUUGAUUAUAAUAUCAAUAAAACAACACUGAUGAUC
This is a messenger RNA of Betta splendens (Siamese fighting fish), 1004 nucleotides long. RefSeq lists its product as uncharacterized. Bases 46 to 723 code for a protein of 225 amino acids. The record is from RefSeq and is a predicted model, not a curated record. The transcript is spliced from 5 exons. NCBI's taxonomy places the organism in Eukaryota, Metazoa, Chordata, Actinopteri, Anabantiformes, Osphronemidae.